AUGAAUGGAAAUUCUAAAUUGAAAAAAAAAGAACGUAAACAACCAAAUCAAGUGGUAAAAAUCACAUCUACCAACAAUGAAACACAUACAACUUCGAUCACAGAUUUACCUCACGUAGAUGAAAAUGAACCGGAUACUUUAUACGAUGAAGAACCCAACGAAAAUUUAACUGAAAAAACAUCCGAAUUUGAUCCAUUAGUUAAAGUAAAACAACAAUUGUCCGUAUCUACAGUUUCCGAUGAUGUUCAACAUCCAACAACGACAGCGAUGACAAGUGCUAACAAAGAUAUAAAUGAUUCUUCACAAAAAAUAUCACUAUCGUCAUCAACUGAUCCUGAAUUACAAAUGCAUUCUUCAUCAAUACAAGAACUAAACAUUGAAACAUCAACCCCGGCGCUUUCAAAUCAAAACAAUUUCUAUUCAGUCAACGUCGAACAGAAAAUGACAAGAAGCCGUAACCGAGUACAAUCAACAAAAUCGCCAACUCACAUUUCUCCAUCAACUAAACCACCAAAGAAUAUUUCUCAAUCAAAAAAAACGUUGACAUAG
This is a messenger RNA of Rotaria socialis, 549 nucleotides long. The record is from the annotation of a GenBank genome assembly. Lineage: Eukaryota; Metazoa; Rotifera; Eurotatoria; Philodinida; Philodinidae.